AUGUAUGAGACCGACGACAUCGAGCGAUCCGAUGAAUUGGAGGUGUUUUGGUCUCCUUAUCCUGUACGGCAACAGUGGUUGAUUUAUAUGGAAGAAGGAUUUGAAAACUGUGGUGCACCUGGAGCGCUAAACUUCAGGCAGUCGAACAGCGCUUGGCUGAUAGAAACUCUCAGGAUCCCAAUCUUGCGACACCAGGGUAAAAAGCCAGGUUUACAGAGGUCGUCCAAAGCAGCGGGAGAAGAGACUAAUGAAGAGAAAAUAAAUUGUAUAAACACUUUGGAAUUUGACGAAGACUGCUGCAGGAAAAGGGCAGAUUUGAUGAUAUCAGGAGAAACUCUGAAAUAUCAAGACUUGAGCGGAGGAAAAAGAGGCCACGGAUGGACAUCUCUUGAAUUUGAAGUGCAAAGUUUUUAUGUGGACACUUAUUGCUACAUCCUCCUCCGCAGUGAUUUGAGCCCUGUGUGUCAGUAUGUAAUCGCCACCAAUAAACGAGGUAAGAGAAAUAUAAUUGGUAAUGGUGACAAAAUUCUGGCAAAGUUUUACAUCGAGAAUAUGAUGCGCCAAAGAGAGCUGAUGAUUAACCGGUACACGGUCAAUUCUGUAAGUCAGUUUGAUAAAAUAAGUCUGCCAAAUGCACCGGGACUGAAUCUAGCAGAAAAACUGAAAAAGCAAACUCAUUAUGAAGUUAAAUUCGUCUUGGUAGUAGUUGGCGCAGCUGGUGAAUAUUUCAAAGACGUUGCAGAGGAAAGAGACGUUAUAAAUUCAUCUGCACGAAAAGAAGAAGAACCAGAACGAAAGCUGACGUUAGUAAAGAAAAUAUCAGAAGAAAUCGGAUUGGACAUAAAUACCAGCAGAUGGGUCUAA
Enterobius vermicularis (human pinworm) is the source of this 864-nucleotide messenger RNA. Lineage: Eukaryota; Metazoa; Nematoda; Chromadorea; Rhabditida; Oxyuridae. The record is from the annotation of a GenBank genome assembly.